UCCAAUUACUCUUCCCAAGAAUACCAAUUGAGCUUCAGGAAAGAAUCGCAAGGCCGGUCCUUGCCUAUUACUACCCCUCCGACGCCACCCCACAAAGCAAAAUACAAGAAGAAACAACCAACCAGCACAAUGGCGCCAAUUCUCACCACCACGCCGACAGUCCAUGUCGCACCCUCACCACUCACCAAAGAAGCCUUCGCUCCCUUCGGCACCGCAGUUUACUCUCCGCUCCCCCGAGAUCUCAACCAAGCACCAUCCAGCGUUUCCUCCCUGGCACCACACUCCCCCACCCCAGUCCUGGCGAACCAAAACUCGGCGCUGAAAUACAGCCCCAUCUCCCCGCUCCAAGACAACUACACCGGCCACUGCCCCAGCAACCAGCCCUCCUCCGCCCGAAUGACCAUGUUCAGCUGCUUCCCUCGCCAACUGCGCGCCCUCCCGACCAAAACCACGAAAGUCUUCGACGUCCGCAUCCUCGAACGUCACCCCUUCACGACCCAGACCUUCACCCCGAUCGACCUCUCCAGUCAGUCUACUGCCGGUGGUCAGGAUGAGCCGUGUUUCUUGGUUGUGGUUGCUCCGACGUUGAAGGGGCAGACCGCUACGGCUAUGACUCCCUCCGGACCGGUUACGGUCAGGGAUCCCCCCGAUCUGAAGAAUUUGAGGGCCUUUGUGGCGCGGGGUGGACAGGCGGUUACGUAUGGGGCUGGGACGUGGCAUGCGCCGAUGGUGGUGAUUGGGUCCAGACGGGUGGAUUUUGUGGUCGUGCAGUUUGUUAAUGGGGUUGACGAGGAGGAUUGUCAGGAGGUGGCAUUUGGGGAGGGCGUUGUGGUUGAGGUGGAGGGAGAGGGAGAGGGGAGGGCUGUGGCGAAGCUUUAGGGUUAUGUGGUUUUGCUCCUUGUUGAUGAUGGUGGGUGAUGAGGGGGUGAGGCUUGGGUUGUGAGGUUUAUGAUGUGAUGUAUUAUAUCCUGGGAUGGAAGGGU
This is a messenger RNA of Aspergillus pseudotamarii, 983 nucleotides long. RefSeq names its product ureidoglycolate hydrolase. Gene Ontology annotation, molecular function: ureidoglycolate lyase activity; ureidoglycolate hydrolase activity. The transcript has a single exon. The coding region runs from base 130 to 879 and encodes 249 amino acids. The record is from RefSeq and is a predicted model, not a curated record. Lineage: Eukaryota; Fungi; Ascomycota; Eurotiomycetes; Eurotiales; Aspergillaceae. Gene Ontology annotation, biological process: allantoin catabolic process.